Molecule: messenger RNA, 4035 nt
Organism: Cotesia congregata
Lineage: Eukaryota; Metazoa; Arthropoda; Insecta; Hymenoptera; Braconidae
Source: the annotation of a GenBank genome assembly
AUGCAAUUAAUUUACAGUAGGCGUAUAUCCAAGAAUUAUUAUCAUUGCCAAGAGAUGUUGACGCAGUUUAUUGUUGACCGCUAUGAUCAAAUACCAAUCAAAAUGAUACGUCAUGUAGCACUCAUUUUGUUAUUGACUGUGAUAAUACCAUGUGCCCGUGCAUCGAAUCAAUGUCUUACAUCACAAAAAGAAGUAAGUCCAAAGCGCUUCAUUCAUUUGGAUGGACAAUCCCUUGAACUUUCAUUCGAAUUAACUCGGCGGCCAACUCAACGGCUAGCCACAAGAAUUAUGAAGAUAUUUCUGAUUGAGAUACUUGGCUAUCCGGGUGUCAAAUUGAUUGAGAAGGACGACUGGUUUGAUGCAGUAACUGUAUUUUCCAGAAUGUCAGAGACAUUGUCUUACAACGACCAAAGAGUUGUUCCAGAAACGAUGGUAAACAUGGAAGCAUGGAUACCACCUCAAGAGGACACCACGCAAAUCUUAAACCGCUAUGACGUCAAAGAAUGUGGCUCUAUAGCAACUCCUGGCAGAUUCAGCUGGUACAUUCCGGUAGAGCUCAGUGACCCAGAUGACAACUGGCGAACGUUUGCUUACCCAAAAACAGCGUCUCGUUUCGACCUGAACGACACUAUUUUGACACUGAUUCAAAAUUUGACCCAAGCACCCAACGGGCGUUAUUACUGCCAAGAAGCAUUUUGCAACAAAGGAAUGUACAUUCCGGCUCACUGUCAGAAGCAAGAUAUCCACGACUUAAACUCAUCUUGUGCUCUCCUCCUAGCAUCCGAAUCAGACGUCACUUAUUUCAUCAAAGACCACAUAGAUAUCUUGAACCUGUACGUGAAAGUCGCCUGGGUCGGUCCUCAUUUAAGGAACUUUACUCGAUUUCUAACCAAGGAAUAUCUUGGAACGUACAAUACCAAUCCUCAAUCAUUCGCGAUCUUGCACUGGACACCAAGCGAUGUGAUUCCCAAUGAGCGGGACUUCAUAGCGGUAGAAUUUCCUGGAUGUGGUAGCAGAGGCUUGAACAUUGGUUGCGUUUACGAGUCAAAUCGACUGGUUAAGCUAGCUUGGUCUAAACUGGAGUCAAUUGCGAAAUUCGCUUGGGAAGCGAUCAAUCGUGCGCAGUUCAAUGUCGAUAUGUAUGAAGAUUUGAUUGAUCUUUACAAUCGUUUGAUUGAUUUUAAUGUCACUGAAGAUGCCAUUGCGUGUGAUUGGUUGAGAGAUAAUUUGAACUACACACUACGUCACUGGAUGCCAAGCAAUGAUGACAAGAAUGUUCUGUAUAUUGGUGGAAUAUUUCCCAUGUCUGGGACACCUUACACCACCAAAUCUAUCGUAGUCGCAGCACUCAUGGCCAAACAAGCUAUCAACCUCGAUAAUACCAUACUACGGGAUUAUGACAUCACGCUUUUAGCAAGCGACGGACAGUGCAAGUCAGAUAUGGUUAUGAAGUCCUUUAUUGAUUACAUCGUCCAUAACUAUUACAAGAAGCUGAUUGGCGUAUUGGGUCCAGCUUGUUCGGAAACUAUCGAACCACUGAUUGGAAUUUCACGGCACUACAAAACGAUGAUCAUCAGCUACAGCGCUGAAGGUUCUACUUUCAAUGAUCGAAGCAGAUAUCCGUAUUUCUUCCGCACGAUUGGGGAAAACAAGCAGUACCGACAUGUCUACUUGCAGUUCUUUCAACACUUUGCCUGGAAACGGGUCGCAGCGCUGACGGAGGAUGGGCAAAAAUACACGGAGUAUAUUUCGUAUUUGCAAGAAACUUUAAGAGAUCAUGAGAUUAAUUUUGUUGCUAAUGUUAAAUUUCCAAGGGAGCGAGAGAGACAUGAGAUGACUGAGUAUCUUGAGGAUUUAAAACAAAUACGGGCGAAAAUAAUUAUUGCUGAUGUUUACGACACAAUAGCACGACAAGUCAUGUGCGAGGCUUAUAAGCUGAAAAUGACGGCGUAUGAUGGUUAUGUAUGGUUCCUACCAUUAUGGCUUCAAGAAGAUUGGUACGACACCGACAAACACAACCAAAAUGGUGAAGACAUCCUAUGCUCGACAUCAGAAAUGAACGAAGCGAUAAAUGGGCAUCUCAGCGUUUCAUACUUAUACUUCGCGAAUGAUAAUACUGUCAUGCAAGAAGGCAUAAAAGUACGCGAAUGGCGAGAUAAAUAUGAAGCAUCAUGUCGUAGUCGAAAACUAUCUCCAUCACCCUACGCCGGAUACGCUUACGACGCCAUGUGGACUUACGCUUACGCGAUAGAUAAUUUGCUUAAAGAGAACCAAAGUUACAUCGCCGAUUUGCAUUCUGACCAAACCGUAAAUCGGAUGACAGAUAUUAUUGCGUCGAUCGAUUUUGAAGGCGUUUCGGGCCGGAUAAAAUUCUACGGUGGGCCAUCUAGAGCACCAAUCAUCACGAUUAUCCAGCAUAUAGACAAGGAAAUCAAAACUGUUGGAAACUUUUUCCCAAACGUUUCAGAAACCAAAGGUGAAGUUAUUGGCGGCCAAUUGGUUCUCAAUGAAUCUGCAAUUGUGUGGCUGAGUUCGCAAGUGCCGAAUGAUGGAUCUGAACCACCUGCCAGAUGCAUCCUAGCUGGCCUAGCAGAAUUGUUGGACGUUAGUUGCGAGGUCGCGAUUGUCAUUGCCAAUGUCAUUGGGCUGAGUCUCUUGGGUGCUGUUUUGAUCACUGGUUUUGUGAUCGUCAAGAAAAAAUACGAUGAGAAGGUUCGACUCCAGGAGAAAGUUCUUGAGUCCUUUGGUCUAGACCCACGGCAAGCAACUUUGGACCUAGAUAAAUGGGAGAUACCACGUGAAAGAGUUGUCAUUAAUCGUAAGAUAGGUGAGGGUGCUUUUGGGACGGUUUACGGAGGAGAGACCUUCUUUCCAGAAAAGGGUUGGUUGGCUGUUGCCGUCAAAACGCUCAAGUCAGGCAGCACUACAGAACAGAAAUUAGACUUCUUGAGCGAAGUUGAAGUCAUGAAACGUUUUGAGCAUAAAAACAUCAUCAAGCUACUGGGGGUUUGCAUAAAAAUAACACCUGUGUUGACAGUCAUGGAGUUUAUGCUCUAUGGUGAUCUGAAGACUUACUUACUCGCCAGAAGACAUCUGGUCAAUGAUUCACACUAUGAAGACACUGAUGAAAUAUCUAAUAAGAAACUCACUGCGAUGGCGCUAGAUGUCGCUCGCGCUCUGAGUUAUUUAGCGCAGUUAAAGUAUGUUCACAGAGAUGUCGCAUCACGUAAUUGCCUGGUUAAUGCUCAGAGAGUUGUUAAGCUCGGUGAUUUUGGAAUGACGAGACCGAUUCUAGGAGUGUUUUCACCUGCGUCUGAUGUCUGGUCUUAUGGCGUGUUGCUCUACGAAAUAAUUACUUUCGGAAGUUUUCCAUUCCAAGGGUUAAGCAACAACCAAGUUUUGAGCUAUGUCAAGGAAGGGAAGACACUUGACAUACCCAAAGGAGUUAAACCGCAAUUGGAUGCAUUGAUAAAAGCAUGUUGGGCAUUUGAUUAUCCAAAAAGACCAUCAGCCCCGGAAAUAGUAGACUUUUUGGCAAUGAACCCCCGCGUACUGUGCCCAUGUCUUGACGGUCCUUUGUCAAGUGUCCAGAUAGACCACAGUGGCGAUGUAGACUCGCUGACAAAAUCAUCCAAGAAACUGUCGAUGUCACUUGGUUGGCCAUCACAACACCAACAGCCAUCACCAUCGACAUCCGACCAAUUAACUGUGCCCAGUUUUCUAAAUGCUCAAUUACUCGACAUUAAUUUAGAUUCAAAUAAUGCUCAGAAUAUUUAUAAUGAUGAUAAUGAUACUGAUGAAGAUGAUAAUCAUUCACCUUUGUUAGCAAACAACAACAACAUUAAUGAUAAUGUUAAGAUUAACAACAAUCAACUGCCAAUUUUUAGUCAUAAUAAUAGUCAUAAUAGUGAAAACAUUCCAAAGUAUGUUAAUGUUCAACUUGGAGGAUUAGCUAAUGGUAUUAUACAAGUAAAAGAACAAACCAGUAGUGAUUCGCUACAAGAUGAGCCGAAUGUUACGAAUUUAAUAGUUUAA